GCGGUCGAUGUAUAGAGUCCUGCCAAUACGACGAUAUGCUCUCUUACGUCCGGUAGUUACCAAAGUAAAUAACCACGUAUAAUUAUAAAACUUUAUUUUAUUAGUGCCGCGUGCCGCGACAAUGAUGCCCGUUGUGUUAUGAGUGUUUAAAACCAUACAAGUACAUUACAUUAACACCAAAAUGUCAGUAUACUUUGGAAAAUGCAGGAAGAAAGAAAACUAGAUGGAAAUUGAAAGAUCGCAGGGGACGUCGUGGCGUUGGCCUCUAUUGGUCUCCGUCGUGUUCUUGAACAUCUGUCUACCAAGUUUGGUGUUUACUUAUGGAGUAUAUCUGCUCCAUUUAGAGCAUCAAGGAUAUCCGAUAUGGCUUGGACUUUCUGCACCCACCAUCUACAUACUGACAUACGGCCUUUCACAAUGUUGGUGCAGAGAAGCAGCAGAUUCUUGGGGUGGAGUGAUUGGUUACCGCUUGAUGGCAUCUAUAGGGCUGGCGAUCGUAGUGAUCAGUUUAUUAAUUUGUGCUCUGAUACCUUACUAUCUCCAGCCUUAUGUUUAUGGCAUUUUUGGAGGUUUAGGGUCAUCUCUCAUAUCGGCCCAAGUGGAUGCAGUAGUAUUUGAUACAUACGAUUCACGACUAGGAUUCAUUCGAGGAUUAUGUUUUGCUGGACAAGCUGUAGGACAGUCACUCUUUCCGCAUUUAAUGUCUGCACUAAUAGAUUAUUAUGGAUAUCCAUAUUCGUUUAUUGUAUAUGCUGGAAUACUCUUACAAAGUUUGCCGGCAAUUAUGCUUCUCAGAGUUGAUAACAACAUAAGCAGACCUGUCUCAUUUUCUAGAUAUUCAGAUUUAGCUAAAACAUAUGCAAUAUUUAGCAAUGAAGGUGUGGAUAACUACACAGCCGAAUUGCAAUUACACGAUUUAAGUAAAAAGUGCUGGAAAAGUCCGUCAGACGAUAAUCUAUAUAGAGAAGUAGAAACUAUGGACGAUGAUGUUGUUUAUGAUAACGAAAACGCAACUAUAACGCCUCCACCUAGCCCAGAGGAAAAAAGAAGGAAUAUUUUUGGAGUUGAAAUAUUGCCUGAAAUACCUGAGGAAAGUGAAGAUGAUGAUGAUGACGAAGAAGAACAUUACGUUAGUGAAAAGGAAGCCGGCAACAAAAAGAAAAGACUUAGUGUUGCUAUCAAAAGACUGAGUACUUUAGGUGACAACUUAGAUGAUUGUAUAAGCAAACAAAUUAGAAGAGAUUCUCACCAGAGCGAAAACGGCGAUAUCAAAGAAUAUUCUGAGGUAGAAGUGACAUACGAUAACAUUUCUCCCGUAACAGAUAUACAAAGGGAGAAGAUAUUUAAAUCGUUUAGUUUUCGUUGCCAAUCUGCGUAUGCCAGUAUGAGAAGAAGAAUGUGGAUGCCUUCUUACAGAGUUUACAGAAUACGAAGGCGAAUGUUAUACUUCCUGUAUAAUCUAAAUGACACAUUUGUUAAGCCUUUAACACGUUCUCUGUCAUGUUGGAAAUUCUAUCCAUCACUCAUCCUCGCAUUCGCCAAGCUCAGUUUAACAGGAAUAUGUUUAGUUUUACUACCAAUCAUAGGAACACAGAUGAAGCCCAAAAUAUCCGUAACAGAUAUUAACUUUUUAAUGUCGUUGUAUGGAUUCACGUGGAUAUGUUUUUUGCUUAGCACGCCGUGGCUGGCACAGACGCCAAAGAGAAACUUUAAAUAUGUUGCAUUACUUGGAGUUAUUGUAUCGACGGCAGCAUGCUUUCUGUUGGCAGAAGCGCACAAUCACGAUACAUUUUCCAUUGGCUGUGUUGUUGCUGGAUUCGGUUACGGUGCUAUUUCUUCUUGUUGGGAAACGGCAGUGCAAGAUUUUGUCGGUGCUAGAAAGUGGCCCAAAAUUCACAGUACUCUGGAAACUCUAUCAGCUACUAUGUUUGCUAUAUUCGUUCUCGGAAUAUGUUUUACGGUGAAAGGCAGCGAAGAUUUACAAUUCACAAUUUUUAUAUUAGCCAUUAUAUUGUCUGUAAUAUCUGUUGUUUGGUUAAUACUGUCUGCGAUUGCUAUAUAUACUACAAAAGUGAGAUCUAUGCGAUUAGGAAGACGACUAUGGACCUAAUUAUAACUCAGAAGACACGUGAAGUAAACAUGGGUAAAGUUGUGAUAGUAAGGAAUAAAUAUUGAUAAGAAUUUGUAAUAUAUUCUUAGUAAAUUAUUAUUUUAUAACAAAUUAUUUUAUUACUUUAU
Molecule: messenger RNA, 2238 nt
Organism: Manduca sexta (tobacco hornworm)
Lineage: Eukaryota; Metazoa; Arthropoda; Insecta; Lepidoptera; Sphingidae
Exons: 5
Coding region: 224-2110 (628 amino acids)
Biological process (GO): monocarboxylic acid transport; transmembrane transport
Molecular function (GO): monocarboxylic acid transmembrane transporter activity
Source: RefSeq, a predicted model, not a curated record